AUGUUCCUCAAGAUACAAGGACUGAAUGACGGUGUGAAGGAACUAUAUAAGAAUCAUCCCAAGCCACUCCCGGGCGAUGCUGGGUUCGACUUAUACUCCCCCGAAAGCAUCACCAUCAAAGCGGGCGAAACAAAAGCUGUCGACCUCCAGAUCAAGGCUAGCGCUCACAAAGACUCCCAAACUGCGGAGAGCAUACCAUACUUUAUAAUGCCGAGGUCAAGCAUCUCGAAAACACCCCUGAGACUCGCGAACAGCGUUGGUUUAAUUGAUGCCGGUUAUCGGGGCAACCUCAUGGCCCUGUUGGACAACAUUAAAGACACUGAUUACACUAUUGAAAAGGGUCAACGCCUCCUGCAAGCGGUUGCUUUUGACGGUAGUCAAAUAUCCUUCGAGCUGGUUGAGCAGCUUUCCACCACGGUUCGUGGAGAAGGCGGCAUUGGAUCAACCGGCCGAUAA
Messenger RNA from Gregarina niphandrodes, 456 nucleotides. Its product is annotated as deoxyuridine 5'-triphosphate nucleotidohydrolase. Gene Ontology annotation, biological process: dUMP biosynthetic process; dUTP catabolic process. The record is from RefSeq and is a predicted model, not a curated record. The transcript is spliced from 2 exons. Gene Ontology annotation, molecular function: dUTP diphosphatase activity; magnesium ion binding. Bases 1 to 456 code for a protein of 151 amino acids. Lineage: Eukaryota; Apicomplexa; Conoidasida; Eugregarinorida; Gregarinidae.